Messenger RNA from Physella acuta, 1698 nucleotides. RefSeq names its product eukaryotic translation initiation factor 3 subunit E. The record is from RefSeq and is a predicted model, not a curated record. Gene Ontology annotation, molecular function: translation initiation factor activity. Gene Ontology annotation, cellular component: eukaryotic translation initiation factor 3 complex; cytoplasm. NCBI's taxonomy places the organism in Eukaryota, Metazoa, Mollusca, Gastropoda, Physidae.
AUAGAUCAAUUUCUCAUUGGUGUCAAGAUGGCGGAGUUUGAUCUCACCACCACGCUCGGGCAAUAUUUAGAUAGACAUCUGGUGUUUCCUUUACUAGAAUUUUUAACAGUUAAAGGGCUGUAUGAUGAAAAAGAAAUGCUUAUGGGCAAGCUGGAUCUCCUUAGCAACACCAACAUGGUUGACUUUGCUAUGGAUGUCCAUCGCAACCUGUACCCAGACCAGGCUGUGCCACAAGUUUUGAAAGACAAACGUCAAGAAGUUGUAGCUCAGUUAAAAACCCUUCAGGCUAAAACUGACAGUAUUACAGAGAUCUUUGAGAAACCUGAAGUACAGCGUCAGAUUCAAGCAUCAAGAGAUGGGAGACAGCUGUAUGAUUUUCUUUCCAAAGAAUAUGGGUUUAAACAUGACAUGAUCAACACACUGUACGACUACGCCAAGUUUCAGUAUGAGUGUGGCAAUUAUUCAGGUGCUGCUGAGUUCCUCUACUUUGUUAGAGUAUUGAUACCCCCAAAUGAUCGUAAUUUUCUUAAUGCUUGUUGGGGGAAACUAGCUUCUGAGAUUCUGAUGCAGAAUUGGGAGUAUGCACUAGAAGAUUUGAACAAAGUAAAAGAUCUAAUUGAUAGUAAUUCAUUUAACUCAGACCUGAUGACUCUGCAACAAAGAACUUGGGUGAUUCAUUGGAGUUUAUUUGUAUACUUCAAUCAUCCGAAAGGCAGGGAUCUUAUCAUAGAUCAGUUCCUCUACACACCAACGUACCUAAAUGCCAUUCAGACCACGUGUCCGCAUGUCCUGAGGUACCUUACAACCGCUGUGAUUACCAACAAGCAGAGGCGAAGAGCUGUGCUAAAAGAUCUUGUCAAAGUUAUUCAGCAGGAAUCUUACACCUAUAAAGAUCCUAUUACUGAAUUUGUUCAAUGUCUGUAUGUGGAUUUUGACUUUGAUGGUGCUCAGAAAAAGUUAAGAGAAUGUGAAACCGUUCUAUUCAAUGACUUCUUCUUGGUGGCCUGUUUGGAAGACUUCAUUGAAAAUGCACGUCUUCUUAUUUUUGAGACUUUCUGUCGUAUUCAUGAAUGUAUUAGCACUAGCAUGCUAGCUGAAAAACUAAACAUGAGCCUUGACGAUGCAGAGAAAUGGAUAGUCAAUCUAAUUAGAAAUGCCAGACUGGAUGCCAAGAUAGACUCUAAACUAGGUCAUGUUGUGAUGGGCACUCAAGCUAUAUCUCCAUAUCAGCAGGUGAUAGAGAAAACUAAAAACCUUUCCUUUAGGUCACAGAUGCUCGCCUUAAAUAUUGAAAAGAAACUUGGAAACCGUGGUGGUCAAGAUAGUCAAUGGGCAGGACAGGAGUAGUUGCCAGAACUUUGCUGCACUCUUUACUCUCAACACCAAGCAAACAUCAAAGUUUUAUUUCAGUCUCUACAUUUGGCAGAAACUUUCUUUAUACAUUUUACUUGUUUCCAAUGUCUGAAGAUUUCCCACACAAGUUGUGUGGCAUCAGAAAAAAAAAAUUCACUAGAGUAUAUUGCAGGCUAAGAAUGUAUUUUAUCUAUGUAAAUAUUUUUGUCUACUCUGGACAACAUGGUGUCAAGACCAAAUACACCAACACAGACACAAUAUGGAAUAGUACUGGUUUGAUUGUCUUGGUCUGUGGUUGGGAUGUUCUCCUUAAAUUGAUUCUAAAUAAAUUAUUACAAAUUCCAA